AUCGUGGUCGAUUCGAUUGUGAGCGAAGUCGAAGACUUCUGAAAAAUAGAGAAAAAAAAAACACCACGACCACAGUAGAUAAAUCUUGCUGCUGUUUCUGUUUUGUUUUGUUUCUUCUUAAAAAUAUAAUAAUACUGAAACUCAAUAAAAAUAUGCACAUUUAUCGCAACAAUUUGAAAAAACUCACAAAGUAAAUUAAUCAUGUGCACUUCGUCUUUGUCGUUCUCGUCGUCGUCAACGUCUCGGUCUUAUCAUCGUCGUCGUCGUCUUGUGGUUAACAGCGGCAGCCAGCCUCAGAAAAAUUGCAAAGCAUCUUAUCAAGCUUAAAAGUGCUCCGCUAAGUUGCUAAGUCAUGGAAAUUAACGACAACAGACGAAUUUUGCAUGUAAAUCAAUCGAAAACAAAAGACUUCUGAAAUCUCCUAUUUUCUCAAAAGAGAUACAAAUAAAAAUAACCAAAGAUGCGACUAUUCGCAAAAAUCAAACUUAUCCUUUCGCUAAUUUUCAUUGUUCUCGUGAUAACAUUGGCUCUAUGGCUCUGGAAGGGCAACGGAAACAACCGAAUCCUAUCCCGAAAGUUAACCAAACAUAGUUCAAUAACCAAACCCCCACCUGUUGUCCUUUGGUGGACAAAACUCCUGCCCAACUAUCACCAAACCAAACGAUGCGGAUUCAAUCAGUGUACAUUUACUGUCGAUAGGAAACUACUCAACUCAAAUGGCACCAAGGUUCUAGUGUUUUAUGGUUCGGAACUAAAUAAAACUGAUUUACCCCUACCUCGCCAACCCCAUCAUCUGUGGGCUCUAUUCCACGAAGAAUCCCCCAAAAAUGUGCCAUUCAUUCAGUACCCUCGCGUCCUGAAACAUUUCAAUAUUACAUCGACAUUUAGUCGUUAUUCCAAUUUCCCCCUCACAACUCAGUAUAUCAAGAGCGAAAAGGAAUUGACUGACCGCAAGUAUUUGGUUGCCAUUGGAACGAAAUCUCUAUUGCGUGAGACAGAGAACCUUGCACCAGUUGCAUUUGUCCAAUCGAUUUGUGACACUUCGUCGGGUAGGAAUGAAUAUGUGAAAGAGUUGAUGAAGCACAUUCAAGUGGAUUCGUAUGGAGGAUGUUUGCACAAUAAGGAUUUACCAAAGGAGUUAACUGGAGACUACUUGAAUUCAAUUCAAUCGGAGGAAUUCUAUCGGUUCUUUGCUCGCUACAAGUUUAUCAUUGCCUACGAGAAUGGAGUGUGCAAUGAUUACAUCUCGGAGAAGUUCUGGAGACCACUCGUCAUGGGUAAUAUUCCUAUUUACUAUGGCUCUCCAACAAUCAAGGAUUGGGAGCCAACAAAAAAAUCCGUCAUUUAUAUAUCAGACUUUACCAGUCCAAAAGCACUAGCCGACUACCUGAAACGUCUCGAUGCCAACGACCACGAAUACAACACCUACCUAGAUCACAAAUACUCAAUGUUACAUCCCAUCACAAAUGAUCUCCUUAAAACAACUCUACUCGACCGCGAUUUCGAAUCGAAUAAUGAAUUUGAAUUAUUUGAAUGUUUUAUAUGCAAUCGAUUGCAUGAUGAUAGUUUUCAUUCAAUAGCUGAUGCGAGUCAUUAUGAUUGUGGCGGCAGCAGCGCCGGCGGAGUUAAUAAUCGGUUGCAAUUUCCAUCGAUGGAAACAUCAAUGGUACAUUCGGAUUGGCAUUCGAUUAUGGCAAUGGGUAGAUGUGAAGCGAGUGUGCUGGAUGUGCUGCUUCAGAGGAAUACAAAUUUCACAGAGUUGGAAUUUGAGGAUAUGCUGCAACAAGAUAUUAAGACAACCAAAUGUCGAUUAUGAUUAAGAUUACUCUGAGGAUGAUGAUCGUGAUGAUGGUCAUGAUUUGAGGUUGUCUAAGAGAUAGAUAUUUUUUGUAUUGAUUGAUACAAAUUCAAAUCAAUAGAAAUCAACUAAAUUAA
Eupeodes corollae is the source of this 1935-nucleotide messenger RNA. RefSeq names its product alpha-(1,3)-fucosyltransferase B (gene FucTB). Lineage: Eukaryota; Metazoa; Arthropoda; Insecta; Diptera; Syrphidae. Gene Ontology annotation, cellular component: membrane. Bases 461 to 1816 code for a protein of 451 amino acids. Gene Ontology annotation, molecular function: alpha-(1->3)-fucosyltransferase activity. The transcript is spliced from 5 exons. The record is from RefSeq and is a predicted model, not a curated record.